AUGAGGCUACAGACUGGCUCCUGGCGUUGGAUUAUGCUCAUUCUCUUUGCUUGGGGGACCUUGUUCUUUUACAGAGGUGGACACUUGGUACAAGACAAUGAUCAUCCUGAUCACUGUAGCCAAGAACUUUCUAAGAUACUGGCAAAGCUUGAACGCUUAAAACAACAGAAUGAAGACUUGAGGCAGAUGGCAGAGUUUCUCAGGACACCAGAAGAUCCCAUGGACCAGGGACCGGCUGCCAGAAGGGUGCGUGCUUUAGAAGAACAGCUUUUAAAAGCCAAAGAAGAGAUAGAAAAUCACAAGAAGCAAACCAGAGGUGUAGGUCUAGGGAAGAAUUAUGAAAUAUUGAGGAGGAAGAUUGAAAAUGGAGCUAAGGAGCUCUGGUUUUUUCUCCAGAGCGAAUUGAAGAAAUUGAAAAAUUUAGAAGGAAGUGACCUCAAAAGACAUGUGGAUGAAUUUCUAUUUGACUUGGGUCAUCAGGAAAGGUCAAUAAUGACAGAUCUGUACUACCUCAGUCAAGCAGAUGGAGCUGGUGAUUGGAGAGAAAAAGAAGUCAAAAGCCUGACAGAACUAGUCCAGAGGAGAAUGACAUAUCUUCAGAAUCCCAAGAAUUGCAGAAAAGCCAAGAAGCUGGUAUGUAAUAUCAACAAAAACUGUGGCUAUGGCUGUCAACUCCACCAUGUUAUCUAUUGCUUCAUGGUUGCAUAUGGCACUCAAAGAACUCUCAUUCUGGAAUCCCGUAAGUGGCGCUAUGUUACUGAUGGAUGGGAAACUGUAUUUAGACCUAUAAGUGAAACAUGCACAAAUAGAGCAGGCAGUACUACUAGAGAGUGGUCAGGUGAGAUAAAUGACAAAAAUAUUCAGGUGGUAAACCUUCCCAUUGUUGACAUCCUUCGUCCACGGCCACCUUAUUUACCACUGGCUAUUCCAGAAGACCUUGCAGAUCGACUAAUGCAGAUCCAUGGAGAUCCUCCUGUGUGGUGGGUUUCCCAGUUUGUCAAAUACUUAAUCCGUCCACAGCCUUGGUUAGAAAAGAAAAUUGAAGAGGUCACCAAAAAGCUUGGUUUCAAGCAUCCAGUUAUCGGAGUUCAUGUUAGACGUACAGACAAAGUGAGCACAGAAGCCGCAUUCCAUCCCAUUGAGGAAUAUAUGGUACAUGUUGAAGAGCAUUUCCAGCUUCUUGAACGCAGAAUACAUGUGGACAAAAAAAGAGUUUAUCUGGCCACAGAUGAUCCUUCUUUAUUGAAAACGGCAAAGUCCAAGUACCCAAAUUAUGAAUUUAUCAGUGAUAACUCCAUAUCCUGGUCAGCUCAACUACACGGUCGAUAUACAUUCAAUUCCCUACAAGGUGUAAUUUUGGAUAUACACUUUCUAUCACAGGCAGAUUUCCUAGUCUGUACAUUUUCAUCUCAUGUCUGUCGCGUUGCUUAUGAAAUCAUGCAGACGCUACAUCCGGAUGCCUCUGCCUACUUCCAUUCUUUAGAUGACAUUUACUAUUUUGGGGGCCAGAAUGCCCACAACCAGAUUGCUAUUUAUCCUCACCAACCACGAAAUGCUAAUGAAAUCUCUAUGGACCCUGGAGAUGUCAUUGGUGUGGUUGGAAACCACUGGGAUGGCUAUUCUAAAGGUGUCAAUAAGAAACUAGGGAAAACAGGCUUGUACCCUUCCUAUAAAGUGAAAGAGAAAAUAGAGACAGUCAAGUACCCCACAUACCCGGAAGCUGAGAAAUAA
Gracilinanus agilis (Agile Gracile Mouse Opossum) is the source of this 1731-nucleotide messenger RNA. RefSeq names its product alpha-(1,6)-fucosyltransferase-like. The record is from RefSeq and is a predicted model, not a curated record. The transcript has a single exon. Bases 1 to 1731 code for a protein of 576 amino acids. Gene Ontology annotation, biological process: protein N-linked glycosylation. Gene Ontology annotation, molecular function: glycoprotein 6-alpha-L-fucosyltransferase activity; protein binding. Lineage: Eukaryota; Metazoa; Chordata; Mammalia; Didelphimorphia; Didelphidae. Gene Ontology annotation, cellular component: Golgi cisterna membrane.